CACUUGUUCAUCGUUGUCGACGGUGUGCACGAUGCCUCCAUUCUCGACCACCCAGCCUCCAGUACCAUUGCCGGCCCUAUACCUAUACCCUCUCAAUGAUUCUUUCAUUCCGAAGCAUAUUUCGCUUGCCAGUAACCAACGUGUGAAGAUUGGUCGACAAACGAACGCGAAGACGGUGCCCGCGGAGCGGAAUGGGUAUUUCGAUUCAAAAGUACUAUCGAGGCAGCAUGCAGAGGUGUGGGAGGAGAAUGCAAAGAUUUUCAUUAAAGACGUCAAGAGCUCAAACGGAACGUUCAUUAACGGCGAACGGUUAAGUCCAGAAGGACUUGAAUCACAACCGUUCGAGCUCAAGACUGACGACAUAGUGGAAUUUGGCAUCGACAUUGUCGGCGAAGAUAACACAACCAUCGUCCACCACAAAGUUGCCGCGCGCGUUGUAUGUGUCUUUACUGAGCAGGAUGCCGAAGCCGCCGCCCGCGUGGAGGCGCAACAAAAUCCCCCAACGUACGGUGCGCUCGGGGGGCAGGGUCCAGGAAUAGCUGGCCAGCCGGGUGCGUUUGGCUUUGCUGGUGCGAAUGGUGCUGGCGCGAACAACGUCAUGCCAGGUGCUCAGCGGAGGGGGACGAUGCAACCCCAAGGUCUCGUCGGCAUGGGUGGGAUGGGUGGCAGCGCACGCCCUCCAGGCAAGAGCGGCCUGACCUUUGAUCACAUCCUCAGCCGCCUCCAGGGCGAGCUGCAAAAGAGCCGGGAGACGGGUGCCGAGCUGCAUUCGUUGACGAAUGCCAUGAACGACAUCCAUGAAACACUCGGUGGCAACAUCCCCCCCGCUGCAGGCCCAUAUCCCCAGACUCUCCCCCCAGUCGUGCCUCCACAGGCGCAACGACCGAACGAUGCGUCCGCUUCCGCACAAGCGUCUAGAUCGCCGGACUCAUCUUCGUCGGCGCUCAAUGAGCUUCAAUCUCAGCUGCAUGAAACUCAAAUGUCUCUGACAAGUCAUAUGGAAAAGAUACACACCUUGGAGGGCAUGCUUGCGGAACACGAGGCAAUCAAGCAGGAGGUUUCGGCCAUGCGGGAGCUCAUGGAGGAGCGGAAGCGCGACAUGGAGCUGCUCAGAUUACAGACGCAGAGUCCGACGAACCUCCGAAGACAACGUUCGCACUCAGACGACGAAUAUGCUUCGGAUGACGACGAUGCGCGCAGCAUUUCCACUGUUGUCCCGCAUGAGCUCGAGCGUGUGGAUGAGGAGGACGAGGAGUCGCUUGCGGCGGAUGAAGAAGCCGAGCGGCGACAACGCCAAGAUGAGAUGCGGCCCCGGACACCCGAACCGACUGGCAUGGGUAUGCACGAGGAUGACGAUGAGCCAUCGACUACAUCAUCACAUCUGCGACCACAAUCUCCAGCAACACCUGCUAUCUCGGAUGAGCUCGCGCAGCGACUCUCGAUGCUUUCCAACCAGCUAGAGUCUGCGCUUGAGCUUUCUCGGUCGCUCCAACAACAGCAUGUGACCGCUCAAACCACGAUCUCUCUGCUCGAGUCGAAGGUCACAGCGCUUGAGUCACUUGUUCAGGUGACCCAGUCGCAGGUGCAGGCGCAGGCAGAGACCCAGCAAGAAAUUGCGCAGUCCGUUGAGGAAGUCAAAGCGGUGGUAGCCGCUGCACCAGCCCCGUCAACACCAGCAGAGGAGGAGCCCAAGGAAUCUAUCACUGAGGUGCUCAACCAGUGGAAGAAGAACAUGGAGGGCCGGUGGAGCACCGUUCAGGAGGAAUGGAACGACGAGCGCGAGCGCCUUCGUCGCGCCAAAGAGGAGUGGGAAGCUCGCAUGCGCCAGGUGGAGACCGGUUUGGAGAAUACGUCGGUGAAGGUCGACAGUGGGCUUGCUUCGAUCGCUUCGUUUCAGGUCCAGCAGUACCAGGCACCGAAUGGGCAUGCGAAGCUAGGACUCGUCACGCCACCGAGUCCGCGCAGCCUCUCCGCAGAAUCGACACGUCCGCGACAGAAAAAGCGGCGUUCGAGCUCGUCUCGAGGACGGUCUCGGUCGCGUUCAGAGUCCCCGACGCGGGUCAACGGCGGCGAGCAUGAUGAGGCUUCCUCCACAAGCUCGCCACUCCGGCACCGGUCAUCUUGGGCCACGGACGACUCGGACGAAGCGCACCACGGAAACGGGUCGGCUAAGUCUACAGACGGCUCGGAGGUGCGCUCCAAACCGAACGUACAGCUUCCGAUCACGCCUGAGCCGUCGUUGCUGGAACAGCCGGUAUCUGGACGCUUACCUGCUGCCAUAACCGAGGCGCGUACGAAGGAGCCGCCGAAGGACCUGCAUCCGCUGAAUAACGUGCAGACGGCCUUCGGUAUCGUCGUGGUGGUGGCAGCCGCAGCGGUCGUCAUGUGGCGAGUGAAGCCUGACGGAUCGUAAGAGGCAGGAAAGCCCUCUACAUCGUAUGACCCCCUCAUAUCCUCAGAUAGUCUCCUUAUUACCCUUUAAGAUCCCUUGGGCCCGCGGCUUCUUUUCCCCUCAACUUUCACGUUUAUCCGUCUUGUCUAGUUUGUGUAGCCAGCCUAAGAGCGAGUCGUUCCUUGUUUUUGCGUCGCAUAUAUGUAUGUCUCCUCUCUCCCUCUCUCCGCACUUUACCUUUACCCCGCCAGUAU
This is a messenger RNA of Phanerochaete carnosa HHB-10118-sp, 2646 nucleotides long. RefSeq lists its product as uncharacterized. The transcript has 5 exons. Gene Ontology annotation, cellular component: cytoplasm. The record is from RefSeq and is a predicted model, not a curated record. Lineage: Eukaryota; Fungi; Basidiomycota; Agaricomycetes; Polyporales; Phanerochaetaceae. Bases 32 to 2413 code for a protein of 793 amino acids. Gene Ontology annotation, molecular function: protein binding.